Molecule: messenger RNA, 1542 nt
Organism: Neltuma alba
Lineage: Eukaryota; Viridiplantae; Streptophyta; Magnoliopsida; Fabales; Fabaceae
Product: sugar carrier protein C-like
Exons: 4
Coding region: 1-1542 (513 amino acids)
Biological process (GO): monosaccharide transmembrane transport
Cellular component (GO): membrane
Molecular function (GO): monosaccharide transmembrane transporter activity
Source: RefSeq, a predicted model, not a curated record
AUGGGAGCUGGAGCUGUAGUUGCCGAUAAUAAUAAAGCUUACCCUGGUAAGCUCACCUGGUCAGUUUUCAAAGCAUGUAUUGUUGCAUCUAUGGGUGGUCUCAUCUUUGGAUACGACAUUGGAAUUUCUGGUGGGGUGACUUCCAUGGAUUCAUUCUUAGUUAGAUUCUUCCCUUCUGUAUAUCGGCAGAAAAACUUGGACAAGUCCACCAAUGAGUACUGUCAAUAUGACAGUCAAAUACUGACUUCAUUCACCUCUUCUUUAUAUCUCGCGGCUCUCUUGUCCUCCUUGGUGGCAUCCACUAUGACCCGCAAAUUUGGUCGCAGGAACUCCAUGCUCAUCGGCGGCAUUCUCUUUUUCGCCGGUGCUUUGUUAAAUGGCUUCGCUUAUGCCAUUUGGAUGCUGAUCCUUGGCCGCAUGUUGCUUGGCUUCGGUGUCGGAUUCUGCAAUCAGUCUGUGCCAUUGUAUCUCUCUGAGAUGGCCCCGUAUAAAUACAGAGGAAGUCUGAACGUCAUGUUUCAAAUGUCAAUUACUAUUGGUAUUUUGAUUGCAAACGUGUUGAACUAUUUCUUCGCCGAGUUGGGUGGUUUGGGGUGGCGUUUGAGUUUAGGUGGGGCUAUGGUGCCGGCGCUUAUCAUCACCGUCGGCAGCUUCUUCCUUCCCGACACUCCAAACUCCAUGAUCGACCGAGGAGAUAACGAAGGAGCGAGGGCCAGUCUCGAGAAGAUUCGAGGAAUCAAAGAGGUUGACGAGGAGUUCAGAGAUCUGGUCGCGGCUAGUGUUGCGUCCAAGCAAGUAGAACAUCCAUGGAAGAAUCUGUUGCAGAGAAAGUACAGACCCCAGCUCACUAUGUCCAUCAUGAUCCCUUUCUUCCAGCAACUUACAGGCAUCAACGUCAUCAUGUUCUACGCUCCAGUUCUCUUUAACUCCAUCGGCUUUAAGAGCAACGCUUCUCUCAUGUCCGCCGUCAUCACCGGCUUAGUCAACGUCGUCGCCACCAUGGUCUCCAUUUAUGGCGUUGACAGGUGGGGAAGACGAGCCCUCUUCCUCGAGGGAGGAAUCCAAAUGCUCAUAUGCCAGAUUAUAGUCGCAAUCUUCAUCGGAGUAAAGUUCGGGACCAAUGGGAAUCCGGGAAUGUUGCCGAUAUGGUAUGCGAUAGUGGUGGUGGUGUUCAUAUGCAUAUACGUGUCUGGGUUUGCGUGGUCGUGGGGUCCGUUGGGAUGGUUGGUGCCAAGUGAGAUUUUUCCGUUGGAGAUUCGAUCGGCGGCCCAGAGCGUGACGGUGGCUGUCAACAUGUUGUUCACUUUCGUGGUGGCUCAGAUAUUCGUGACCAUGCUCUGCCAUUUGAAGUUCGGGCUGUUCAUCUUCUUCGCCGUCUUUGUGGUGGCCAUGACUGUGUUCGUCAACUUCUUGCUCCCUGAGACUAAGGGCAUUCCCAUUGAGGAGAUGGCUAGAGUUUGGAGGACACACUGGUUCUGGUCCAGAUUCGUUGACCAUGAGCAUGACGUUAAGCCGUCUUAUGUAGUAGAUACCAUAAUUUAG